Molecule: messenger RNA, 2028 nt
Organism: Eucalyptus grandis
Lineage: Eukaryota; Viridiplantae; Streptophyta; Magnoliopsida; Myrtales; Myrtaceae
Product: pentatricopeptide repeat-containing protein At5g66500, mitochondrial
Exons: 1
Coding region: 112-1710 (532 amino acids)
Biological process (GO): RNA modification
Molecular function (GO): protein binding; RNA binding
Source: RefSeq, a predicted model, not a curated record
GCCCUUUUCAUUUCUUGACAAAGCUUCAUUUGAAACAGCCCGUCUUUGAAACCUCAGUGAAAGAACAUGAGAAGUCCCGCUCGCUGAUCUUUAAGACCGCUCCCGUCGUUGAUGUCCCGACCCAUCGGCCGUUGCCUUACCCGCCUACCCGCCAAACCCAUCCUCGGCAUUCUCAAAGCCUCGCCUGCUCGGGCCGUCCCGACGCGCGAGCUCCACGCCCGUCACCCGUUCGACGAAAUUCCCCACAGGGACCUCCGGUCGGUUAAUUCCCUCCUCGCUUCGCGGGUUCGCUGCGGCGACGCUGCUGGCGCAUGGGACCUGUUUCUUCGGUUGCGUUCGUCUCGGACCGACCUCGACGUGUAUACUUUCACGCCUGUCUUGAGCGCCUGCUCGGCGCUUCCGCACCCGCAACGUGGCCGGCUAGUUCAUGGCUUGAUGAUCAAGACGGGUACAGAUUCCGGAACCAUAAGCAAAACCGCCCUCGUGGACGUCUAUUCCAAGUAUGGUUGCUUGAGCGAGUCAGUAAAGGUGUUUGGAGAAAUGGAAUUUAAGGAUGUUGUCAGUUGGAAUGCUCUGCUUUCGAGUUUUCUGCGUCACGGCCUCGCGAAGGAUGCACUCCAUGUUUUCGAAGAUAUGAGGAAGGAAAAUGUGGAGAUCAGCGAGUUUACCUUGUGUUCGAUGCUUAAAGCUUGUGCGCUGCUCGAGGCGUAUUCUCAGGGGAAGCAGGUUCAUGGUAUGGUGGUAGUUAUGGGGCGGGACUUGGUGGUCUUGUCCACAGCCUUGAUAGAUUUUUACUCCAGUGUUGGGCGCAUUGAGGAAGCCUUGAAACUUUAUGAUCGUGUCGAUUGCAGUGAGAGUGUGAUGCGGAAUGCAAUGAUUUCCGCUUGUGUUAGGAAUCUGAAGUAUAAAGAGGCCUUCUCAAUAAUGUCUUCGAUGAAACCGAAUGUUAUUGCCCUUACAAGUGCUCUUGCAGCUUGCUCUGAGAACUCAGAUUUGGGGAUUGGGAAGCAGAUACAUUGCGUGGCAAUACGUUUUGGGUUCACCUCCGACACUCAGCUGUGCAAUGUCUUGUUGGACAUGUAUGCCAAGUGCGGGAAAGUUGGUCAUGCCAAGAUGUUGUUCGGUAGCAUUCUGAGAAAGGAUGUGGUUUCUUGGACAACCAUGAUCGAUGCAUAUGGAAUAAAUGGCAAUGGGCUUGAUGCUUUCUUGCUUUUCAACAAGAUGGGUGAGCUCCGAAGUGAAGUCUCACCAAAUAACGUGACCCUUCUUGCUGUUUUAUCAGCAUGUGGUCACUCAGGACUGGUGGAUCAAGGUAGGGCAAGCAUCGACCUGGCUAGGGAUAAGUAUGGUUUAAACGCCGGUCCAGAGCAUUAUGCUUGUUUCAUCGAUGGUUUGGGCCGGGCAGGUCGAAUAGAAGAUGCUUGGCGUGUGUUUCACGAAACGGUUGAGGGUAAGUGCAGACCUAAUGCUGCUGUCUGGGCAGCAUUGCUGAAUGCUUGUAGUCUCAAUCGAGAUUUCUCCAGGGGGGAGCGUGCUGCGAAGCAACUGCUGGAAUUGGAGCCCAUUAAACCGGGUAAUUACGUCCUGGUUUCAAACUUUUAUGCCGAUUUCGGUAUGUGGGACUAUGUAGAUGCUAUGAGGAAUGAAAUGAAGAAGAAAGGGCUUGUCAAAGGAUCGGGAAGUAGCUGGGUCACUGCUAAACCACCAUGAGGAAGGCAAUGAUUCCGAGUUCAUUUCUGUGCUGAACUGCGUCACUGAUGUAUGUGCAGUGCUCCGAUCGCACGCGUGCACAUGUGCUUGCUAAUUCCUUUGUUCACCGGUUGAAGGAAUCUUAUCCGGAUGCGGUAUGAGGAUGAACCUUCAAUUCAAACACUUGUGGGUCGAAGCUAAUUGAUUCGGGCUAUACUGUUCGUCAGUGAAAUUCGCAGGAACUUGACGUUUGCUUCUCCUUUCUACUUUUGCAUUUGGGAUUCAGGAAAUGAACCUAUUUACACCGGAUAGCGCUCCUGUGCUGAGAAUUUCAUUUCA